This is a messenger RNA of Trematosphaeria pertusa, 879 nucleotides long. RefSeq lists its product as uncharacterized. Bases 1 to 879 code for a protein of 292 amino acids. NCBI's taxonomy places the organism in Eukaryota, Fungi, Ascomycota, Dothideomycetes, Pleosporales, Trematosphaeriaceae. The record is from RefSeq and is a predicted model, not a curated record. The transcript has 2 exons.
AUGGCUCUGCCACUCGCCAACCUGGCCACUCAGAUCCCAGUCUUCAAUCCCAGUGGCACUGGUGGGCCUUCCGCGAUAGACCUCAUCAAGAGUCUCUCCGAACACAAACACCUCUUUCGAGCAAUUGAAUCCCAACCCAAAGCCGGCGUAUAUGAAAGUUUCGGCGAAGAGUGGUCUUUGUGCCUUUCUUAUCUUGAAAGCGAGGUCCAUCGAUGCGCCCGCGAAGCGAGUGCAUUUCUAGAUGACAAGGCCCGAGGGGGUGGACGUGGUGAAAUGGAGACAGAGUUGCAUGACGACCUUGCGCAGGUAAUGCUUCCACUGUUCGACUUCCUCGAAAAGCAUGCGCGUGGAAUGCAUUGCUCCAGCAGAUUGGCGCGGACUCCCACCCCGUCAACACUUUUCAUGAAUUACUUUCGCGCCCACUUGAAAGCAUUCGAUGGAAACACAAGGGGCCCCAAUGGAGAAGACACCACGAUCUAUGGCCCGGAAGGAACCCCGGUUCCUCCUCGCUUCAGGGCACGCGACCAUGAUGAUCUCAAUCCGAUCGAAUGGUUGCUAAUCCACAGGUUGAUGGAUCCAUUCAUACAAUUGGUAUGCCGUCCGAUCCGCCUUCUUGCAAACAGAUUGAUUGGGAAGCGACGGCGAAGCUCCGAUGUCGACCAGAAAGCUGUGAACGCGACCGUGAUCUCCGUCAUCGCAAGAAUGGUCGUCUGCAUGCUUGCCAGCCUGUCGCUCGCCGCUGCCAUCGGAGUCCUGGAUAACAUCGGGAGCCAAAAGAAUCGAAUAAUCGUCAUGACGGUUUUCGCUCAGGUCAUCGCGUCGUCAGUCCAGUUCCUUGGACAAGAGUCGACCCCCAUGUACCUCCUCAUAAUCUCGUAA